Amblyraja radiata (thorny skate) is the source of this 1719-nucleotide messenger RNA. RefSeq names its product 3'(2'), 5'-bisphosphate nucleotidase 2 (gene bpnt2). Bases 292 to 1335 code for a protein of 347 amino acids. The transcript has 5 exons. Gene Ontology annotation, molecular function: 3'-nucleotidase activity. Gene Ontology annotation, cellular component: endomembrane system. Gene Ontology annotation, biological process: phosphatidylinositol phosphate biosynthetic process. The record is from RefSeq and is a predicted model, not a curated record. Lineage: Eukaryota; Metazoa; Chordata; Chondrichthyes; Rajiformes; Rajidae.
CCCUAUGACCUAUGGAGGACGUGGACGGGAACGGCAGCUGGAAGGUGCAAAAACGAGUGGGUUAUUGUUGACUGACUGGCGGUGGUAGCAGCGCCCAAAGAGGUAGCGCCCAGGGCUGCGAAGAGUGGGAGCUGUAGACAGCGGAGCCUGGAGCUCGCGCUCCGGGACCCGCGCCCGGGAGGACAAGACUCCGCACCGCGAGCCACGUUAAUCUGCAGACAGCGGUAGCAGCAGCAGCUACUGCAAGCUCACUGGGCGCUUUGUCUGCAGCACAGCGGCUGGUUGACGGCCAUGGCUCCGAUGGGCAUACGGCUGUCUCCGCUCGGCGUAGCCGUGUUCGCCUUGCUCACCGUCGGGGUGCUCUAUCACUUCUACUCGGGCUUUCUGGCUGGCAAGAUCGCCAUCUUCAGAAAGAUGCCCGGCUCGGAGAGGAUCGACCUGAGAGAGAUGCUGGCAUUGUCGGUGGAAGCCGCCGUCCGAGGAGGGGAAGAAGUGAAGCGGGUGAUGGAAGAGGACGAGCUCCACGGCAAAGUCAAAGGGAAGACUAAGGAAGGGGACGAUGAGAUCCUCACCAACGGAGACCUGAAGUCACAUCAAAAGAUGUAUCAUUUAAUUAAAAACACAUUUCCAUCCAUACAGGUGUACUCUGAAGAACAUGAUGCCGGUAACGUAGCAGAAAUUGUUCCAUGGGAUCAUGUAAUUCCAAAGGAAAUCCUGGACAAAAUAACCACAACUGAAGAAGCCUUUUCUGACAGCAUUACAGUAUGGAUUGAUCCCCUAGAUGCCACCCAGGAAUAUUCAGAAAAACUUUUGCAAUACGUCACCACAAUGGUGUGUGUAGCCGUGAAUGGGAAACCAAUUAUUGGAGUAAUACAUAAGCCAUUUGCUGAUUUUACAGCAUGGGCAAUGGUACAUGGAGGAUCAAACGUGAGCCUGCGCAAAUCGUACAAUGAGAAUAAUCCCAAAGUUAUAAUUUCCCGAUCACAUACAGGCACUGGUAAAGCAUUUGCUCAGAAAGCAUUUGGCAAUGACACUGACAUUAGAGAAGCUGGAGGGGCAGGUUAUAAAGUCCUGUCCCUGCUGAAUAUUGCUGAUGAAAAACAACCAGACCAUGCUGACGUGUAUCUGCAUGUAACCAAUAUCAAGAAGUGGGACAUCUGUGCUGGCAAUGCUGUUUUGGAAGCACUUGGUGGUCAAAUGACCACUCUCCAAGGAAACACGAUUGACUAUACCGAUAGUGAGUUGAAUGAAGGUGGAAUUUUGGCCAGCAUUGGUGUCUCUCACAAAAUAUUGCUUGACAAAAUGCCAGAUUUGAAAUCUGUUAAAACACAGUAGAACUUUCCAACCAGUUAUUGGAGAGUAAAAGCAAAAAAGAAUUUGCUCAUAAUUGGUCUGAUUUAAUCUUUAUCAUCACGCGCUUGGAAUCAUUGAGCAGAUUUAUAUGUGUGAAGAUGACAAUAUAGAUGUGGGUGGCAUUGCAGAGCAAGAAAUGGGUUACAGUAGGACCAAUCCUGAUUUUAAAAUUGCAAAUUUGGGCAGGUGAGCAGUUUUGCUGGAUUUGUAUAAACAGUAGCAAAAUUUAAUGUAUUCAUGUGAAUGUUUAUAUGUUUAAGUUAAUAAGUUAUGGGUGUAGAAUUAUGAAACUUGUAAUUCUAGUUCUAUUAUAUUCAAUCUAUAGUUUAAUCUACUAUUAAAGAGCUAGAUUUUUAUUUUUCCUAA